Molecule: messenger RNA, 3968 nt
Organism: Dunckerocampus dactyliophorus (ringed pipefish)
Lineage: Eukaryota; Metazoa; Chordata; Actinopteri; Syngnathiformes; Syngnathidae
Gene: pisd
Product: phosphatidylserine decarboxylase
Exons: 7
Coding region: 96-1331 (411 amino acids)
Biological process (GO): phosphatidylethanolamine biosynthetic process
Cellular component (GO): mitochondrion
Molecular function (GO): phosphatidylserine decarboxylase activity
Source: RefSeq, a predicted model, not a curated record
CACCCCCCACAGCAGGGGGCGGAGUCUGAGGAGGGUGGAAGAGGGUGGCUCAAGUCGGGUUGAAUCACUCCUUCACGUCCCUGGGCUGUGUGGGCAUGGUUAGCAGCUCGCCCUGUCGCCCCCGCCAUGGAAAAUGGCGCCAGCAUGACCUGCUGCGGCGGGUGAGGCGACAGAGGGAGGGGGGAGGAGGAAGGGUGAGGCGAGCAGCAGCGAGAUUGAGACUGCAGCUGCCACAUUUGGCUCUUCAUCAUCUGAGCAUGCUCAGAGCAGGAUUGUGUGCCUCCGCUCCUUGGCGUCGCUGGCCAAUCGCGUUCGUCUGGCACUUCCUGCCUGCCAGCGCUCUGCAGCCACUGGCCAAUAGGGUGGCGCUUUACCGCUCCUUCCCAACACGUUUCCUGUCUCGGGCGUGGGGUCGUGUGAAUGGGGUGGAGCUCCCGACGUGGCUACGCAAACCCGUCUACUCACUCUACAUCUGGACCUUUGGUGUCAACAUGCAGGAGGCGGCAGUGGAGGACUUGCAUCACUAUCGUAAUCUGGGAGAAUUUUUUCGUCGACGUCUGAAACCAGCCGUGCGACCGCUGUGCUCGUCCUCAUGCCUGGUGUCUCCGGCUGACGGCAGGAUCCUCCACUUGGGUCGUGUCAAGAACUCGGAGGUAGAGCAAGUCAAGGGCGUCACUUACAGUCUGGAAAACUUCCUGGGGCCGCAGCAUGGGCGGAGCAACGGUAAGACCGCUCCCAUUGUGAGCGACCACAGAGCGGUGGAAGUGACCGAAGACGUCUCUGCAGACCCCGCGUCCUCGUCCUUCAGGGACCGCCUCCUCACGAGUCCAGACAACGAGCUGUUCCACGUGGUGGUCUACCUGGCACCGGGCGACUAUCACUGCUUCCAUUCGCCCACAGACUGGAGGGUGGAGCUCCGGCGACACUUCCCAGGCUCCUUGAUGUCGGUCAACCCGGGCGUGGCUCGCUGGGUCAAAGAGCUCUUCUGCCUUAACGAGCGUGUGGCGCUGACCGGCCAAUGGCGGCACGGCUUCUUCUCCUUGACGGCGGUCGGCGCCACCAACGUGGGUUCCAUCCGCGUCUACUUUGACCAGGAGCUGCAGACGAACACGCCACGCUACAGAAAAGGCUCUUUCCACGACCACAGUUACGUUGCCAUGGGCAACCAGGUGUUGUCGAGGGAGGGGCUGUCCUUGCGGAGGGGGGAGGCGGUGGGCGAGUUCAACCUGGGUUCUACCAUCGUCCUUCUCUUUGAAGCCCCCAAAACUUUCACCUUCAACGUGCACCCGGGACAGAGAAUCCGAGUGGGGGAGGGGCUUGGCGCCCUCUGAUUGGCUGACUGGGAGUGAUCAACUCAGGAGGAGGAGGAGCUUCCUGGCUCGCUCUGGAACAUUUUUGGAAUUCUCAGCAAUGUGCGUGCGUGUGUGUGUGUGUGUGUGUGUGUGUGUGUGCGCGUAUCUGUGUGUGUAUAUGCGUGUGUGUGUGUGUACGUGUGUGUAUAUGCGUGUGUGUGCGUACGUGUGUGUAUAUGCGUGUGUGCGUAUGUGUGUGUGUAUAUGCGUGUGUGUGCGUACGUGUGUGUGUGUGUGUAUAUAUGCGUGUGUGCGUGCGUGCGUGUGUGUGUGUGUGUGUAUAUAUAUAUGCGUGUGUGUGUUUGCACGCCCACAUGUAAAACAUGGCCUUGUCAAAAAUAAAAAAACAACCAAAUAAAAGAUGUAAUCUUUUAUUUUGAAGAGAAUAAUUUUCUGCAUGUCACUUCCUGUUGAUGUUCUGUGGGUGACGGGGACAAAGGUCGUGCUUGUGGAAUUUGAGGAAUUCAUCACAGCCAUCAUUUUUAACUCCGCCUCUGGCAGCAGAAGCAGCAGCAGAGCCAAUGGGAGAGCGGCGGGCAGCAGUUGCCGUGGCGAUGAAAGCGCGGCUCAGCCAGACCUCCGUGGGACCAGCCGUCCACGCCCAUGUCCUUCGCCGCCCAGACCUUCCUGUCCUGGACGGGAUCGCCGGCAGCUGCCUCACCGUUCCAGGGGGAGGUGCCUGUCUGCUGAGUUUUGAUAGCCAGGAAGGAGGCCAGGUCCAGGUCCAGGCCGACUGCACCCCCCCGUGGACACGGGGUGCUCUGGCGGCACUGGGGACAAGGGAUCCACACCUGGGGAGGAGGGGGAAGUGGGUUGCGAUCACUUCCUGUGUGAAUGUCACGUGACCAUGUCACGCUCACCUGCUCGUUGACGACCGUGUCCAACCUCUUCAGACACGCCUGGCAGAAGGUGUGGCCGCAGUGCAGUCGCCUUGGCAACCGCGUGGCGAGGUCAUAGCUGCCAAAGCACACGAUGCACACCAGGUCCUGGCGCUUGAGUGAUGUCACCGUCUCCAUGGCAACAGAGGAUGCCCCCUCUUCUAUGUGUGUGGACAUUUUGGCGUGUAGUGUGUCAAGCUAGCUGGAAAACCAACAGAAUGAUACCUGCUGGAGUGCGGGGCUUAACAAUGUUGAUUAACACACAAACAUACCCGACCAAUGGCUUCCAUUUGGUGCUCCUUUCUUCCUCGGCUGUUCUUAUUCCAUCGUGUUGUCCAUGUCUUCUUGUUGGUCGCGCGUGUUCUUCUGCCCUCCUCUUGGUGUUUGUUUGGCCUUCAUCAAUAAUUCAUCCUCAUAAAUGUUGUGUGUUUGCUCUUCAUGCUUGACAAACCACAUGUUUGCAACUGAAGAGAAAACAAGACUUUCCAAUGGACACUUUGCAACAUUUGGACCAACAAUGUUUUCUAAAGAGCUUUUACUGUCCUGUAACUGGAUGAGUGCUGCGUCAGGUUACACAGCUGUUACCUAGCAACAGGACUCAGAUGACUUCUGAUUGGACGACAUCCUGUAUUGCCACAUUUUUCUCUUUUUCUACUCUUAUGCGAACAAGACGUUGGAAAUGAAGCAUGACAAUGAACGUUUGAAUAAUCAGUCCAUCGUCACUGGUGUCACACAUCAUGCUAUCACACGCUAACUUAGGAAGUUCCAGCCAUCCGUUUUCUAUGCCACUUAUCCUCACCAAGGUCGCGGGUAUGCUGGAGCCUAUCCCAGCUGACUUUGGGAGAGAGGCGGGGUACACUCUGGACUGGUGGCCAGCCAAUGGCAAGUAUUAUCGGGUCAGCGAAGGUGCCGGCUAUCUUCUGGCGUCACAGGUUUCGUCAAGGACUCCAGGAGAAAGUUAUCUUUGGAGAGAGUGGCCCCAAUGGUCUGAGCAAAACAAGUAUAACAGUCGAGGGGUUCUGUCUUUCAUUUGGCCGGAAGAUGGGAACGGGUGAAUGAAACGGGGUCCAUGGACAUGAGAAGAGUUCGGAGAAGCCAUGGUGAACGACUUCCGGACGGCUUCGAGGAGAUUCUGGACGACCGUCUCAGGAGGAGGAAGCAGUACCCAGUCAACACGGUGGUGUCAUGGUGGGGAUGUUGCGGAUCAGUUGAAGGAAUACUUCAGGGUAGGAGGGCUCAGGUAAAACCAAGGACACAUCUCUUGGGAUCUUGCUCUUUUCCUUGUUCUUGUUUCCUUUUCCUCCUUUCUUCUUUCCUCUCUGUGGCCAAGAACAAGUUAAACUCAUUCAAAAUCAACUCAUCGAUAGUCCUGAUCAUUUGUUUGAUCCUCCCAAAUGUUUCUUUAUUUGUACAGACCUGCUCUCUCAGUGUAAGAGUGUAGAGGAUAUAAAAUAAAUGUAUAAAAACAGUACAAGAAAUGAUUAAAAAGAAUACAAGUUCAGAAAGCAGAUAUAAAAACACUAUGAAUGCACAACAAUCAUUGUGCAAUCAUUUCAAUCAUUGACCAAAAAAGGUGAUGACAAAUGCUAACGAAGUUUUAGCCAUGACCACAGCAAUGAUGACAUCACCGCAGAGAAAGAACAAAUACCUCCUUCAUUCAGGAACGUCACGUUACGCCACCACCGACGUACAUUACGUUCCAGCUUCAGUCAUUCAGAAAAACACAAACUAAACCUUU